GUCGGAAAGUGUUGUGACAGUACAUAAGGAUUAAGGAGGCACACGGAAAUUUCAUUUCUGAAUUACAACUUAGAAUUUCAGUUUGAACUCUUGUCUUGAUUGUUGAAUUUGCGAUGGUGAAAUCCAACGAUAAUGGUUCCGUUUCGGUGCCUCCUUUCCUGAAGAAAUGUUACGAUAUGGUGGAAGACCAAAACACCGACUCCGUCAUCCGUUGGAGCCACGGCGGCGACAGCUUCGUCAUCUCCGACCUCACUCAAUUCUCCGUCACGCUCCUUCCUUCUUAUUUCAAACACAACAACUUCUCCAGCUUCAUCAGGCAACUCAAUAUCUAUGGUUUCAGGAAAAUUGAUACGGAUUGCUGGGAAUUUGCCAAUGAAAACUUUGUUAGGGGUCAGAAGCAGUUGUUGAAGAAUAUACACAGAAGGAAACAUCCACACAUUGCGGAUCAGCAAAAAGCAUUGCCGCAGAAAGACAAUUGUGAGGAACCAUCACAAGAAGCACCGAAUCAUGGCCUUUGGAAAGAAGUUGAGAAUCUAAAAUCUGAUAAAAAUUCACUCACGCAAGAGUUGGUCAAACUUAGGCAACACCAGGAGUCUGCUGAGAAGAAGUUGCUGCGUCUGAGUGAUCGCAUUCAAGGAAUGGAAAAGCAUCAGCAGCAGAUGUUAUCAUUCUUAGUCAUGGUUGUGCAAAGCCCAGGGUUCAUGGUUCAGCUGCUUCAGCCUAAGGAAAAUAAUUGGCGUUUGGCUGAGUCAUGGAACAUAUUGGAUCAAGAUAAACAAGAUGACAGGCCAGUUCCUUCUGAUGGGAUGAUAGUAAAGUAUAAACCACCUGUAGGUGAAAAACUAAAGCCUGUAGUUCCGCUAUCUCCUGGUUUCGAUACGCAGCCAGAUCCCGAGUUUUCUGCAGAUGGGCUAAAAGACUUGUGCAUCAGUUCUGAAUUCUUGAAAGUGCUUCUGGAUGAAAAAUUGUCUCCAUUAGAAAAUCAUUCUCCAUUUCUCGUACCAGAUUUACCUGAUGAUGGUUUGUGGGAACAGCUUUUUCUAGGUAGUCCUUUCCUGGGAAACACUGAAGAUUCUAAUAAAGAAAGUGAAGGGCGCACCGAUAAUGAAAUGGAGAUGGAACCCAUAACAUCCGAGACUCCAAACGAAUAUUCUCGAACUUUUGAAUCGAUGGUUGUAGAGAUGGAGAAAGCUCAAGAGUGAGUUAGAAUUGUAUGCACAUGGUGUUAAUUUGGAGAGGCCAGAGUUUAGAAUUUCACUCUGAGCUAAUGGAGCUUCUAGUUUCAACUAACACUAUAUAGGGAAGUAAUAAUGUCCAUCAGAUAUUUUUCAGCUGGGCUGUCUUCACAGAUUACUUCUAACUAUAAUUAUAUUAAAGUAUUAAGGCGCAAUACGAUUAUUUUCUCUUCCAUCUUCCUCCAGCGGUUGCUAUAUCCUCAUCUAGAAUCAGUGUUCAACUUGUAUCUGAAAUUGAUCCUGAUUUUCCUCGUUGACAGAUUUUGGCAUCUUGAAUGGUGUCCGAGUUCGAGGACCGGGAGUUGUAUGGGAGUGCGGCUACCGACAUAUGAUGAAUCAAAUAUUUCUUAUUUGGAUAACUGUUAGGGAAAACGGGAUCUUUUAUUUUUUGUGCAUUCAACAGUGGUACAUGCCUUCAUAUAUAUUAUAAAAUUUCUUAUAAUUCAU
This is a messenger RNA of Cajanus cajan (pigeon pea), 1682 nucleotides long. It is a transcript of the gene HSFA8, whose product is annotated as heat shock transcription factor A8. Lineage: Eukaryota; Viridiplantae; Streptophyta; Magnoliopsida; Fabales; Fabaceae. Gene Ontology annotation, biological process: cellular response to heat; regulation of transcription by RNA polymerase II. Gene Ontology annotation, molecular function: RNA polymerase II cis-regulatory region sequence-specific DNA binding; DNA-binding transcription factor activity. Gene Ontology annotation, cellular component: nucleus. The record is from RefSeq and is a predicted model, not a curated record.